Messenger RNA from Fundulus heteroclitus (mummichog), 2646 nucleotides. Its product is annotated as H-2 class I histocompatibility antigen, Q10 alpha chain. The coding region runs from base 114 to 1439 and encodes 441 amino acids. The transcript is spliced from 15 exons. Lineage: Eukaryota; Metazoa; Chordata; Actinopteri; Cyprinodontiformes; Fundulidae. Gene Ontology annotation, cellular component: external side of plasma membrane. Gene Ontology annotation, biological process: immune response. The record is from RefSeq and is a predicted model, not a curated record.
UCAGGAGACAGACCAGUCUAACAGGUAAGCAGUUUGAGCAGACAAGAAGAGAGGCACCAUUCAACAAGUUAUAAGAGGUUCUACCGAACAGCGGAACCUGAUCUGGGUUCAAAAUGUCGCUUCUAGCUGUUGUGGUCCUUUUGGGGACAGGACUGAUGGUGAACAGCGAAAAGCACUCCCUCACUUACAUCUACACGGCCUUCUCCAAGCCGGUGAAUCUCCCGGGGCUGCAUGAGUUCACCGCCAUGGGUCUACUGGAUCACCGGAUGAUUGACUACUAUGACAGCGAGCACCAAACAAAAGUUCCCAAACAGGACUGGAUGAAAGAGCAUCUUGAACCAGAGUACUGGGAUAAGGGCACCCAGUCCAGAAAGAGCAAGCAGCAGUGGUUCAAAGUCAACAUCGACAUCUUGAUGAAACGGAUGCAUCAGCCAGACAAUAAUACCCAUGUUCUGCAGUGGAUGCAUGGCUGUGAGGGUGAAACUCAGCCUGACGGCACCAUGAAGUUUGUCCGUGGGAUGGACAUGUACAAUUAUGAUGGAAACGACUUCCUGUCCUUCGACGACAACCACCAGGUUUGGGUUGCUCCAGCUCCUGCAGCACUGGAGACCAAGAGGAAGUGGGAUGAGGUCACGGUCCUGAAGGAAUACACCAAGGGCUACCUGGAGAAGGAGUGUAUGGACUGGAUGACCAAGUUCAAAGAGUUUGGGAAAGAGCAGCUUGAGAAUGCCAUUCCACCUGAAGUGUAUUUGUUCUCACGUUCGUCCAAAACUGAAUCAACCACCAUCUUGACGUGUCUGGCCACCGGCUUCUACCCAAAAGAAAUCGAGCUGCGGAUCCGAAGAAACGGGCGGAUCCUCACUAAAGAUGACGGGGUCGAGUCCACUGGAGUUCGCCCAAAUAAUGACAAUACCUUCCAGAGAAAAGACCACGUAGAGAUUUUAAAGUCCGAUGAGUCCAUCUACACCUGUGAAGUCAGUCAUCCUGCAUCUAAAAUGCGUGUUGAAAUGAAGUGGGAUCGAAAAGAUCUCAAAGAAGGUGGAAGUAAUAACAUCAUCAAUGGUGCUGUUGCCGGUGGCCUGAUUGUGCUUGUGGGGAUUGGUGUGACACUUGCUGUCCUCAAAUGGAAGACAAACAAACUCGAUUGCCCUGAAAGGAAAUCUGUCAGUCUAAGUUCCGUGGCUGUCCCUGGUUCAGCUCAACCCGUCUCUGGUGGAAAUGCACCUGCUACAACGCAGCCUCUCCUUGAUGACGCUCAAAAGAAAUCCUCCAAUCAAAGUCUGAGUUCUGGAUUCUCCUCUGAGACAUCUCAACCAGAGUCUACGGAGAGUGGAUCUCCUGUGGAGCGGCCCCUCCUUGGUGGUGGUGGCUCUGAAGAUAAUGUCUCCGUUGAGAGUCAAAGUUCUGGGGUCACCAGUGGGUCAGCGCAGACCAAUUGAUCCCAUAACUGCUGCUGACAUGGGCUCAACGCAUUCCGCAAUGACCUACAUUCACCAACAUGAAAAAAACUGAAGGUGGUCUAAUUCAGUCUCUGGAUCCUGUGUAACACUAAUCGUCUCUGACCUCCUGUCUCAGUUCAAAGGAAACAAACAAAUGUAAAGUGAUUAGAAAUUGAAACUAAGAUGAGUUUUGUUAUUCAGAGUCAGAAAUAAGCUGUAUUCCUCAGUGCUACCAGUAAAAUGUGACAUGCAAAUGAGUAUGAUGAAUAUGGAAAUAUGUUUUAUCCAGUCUGACUACAUAAAUCCCAUGUAUGUAUUUUUGGGGAAAGCAUUUAGAGAAAGGAAUUGACAAACUAGCCAUUACGCUGUUUUUGAUACCUCAUUACAAAUAAGAAGAAUUGGAUGAAUGAUUGUAUUCAGCUUUUAGUUGAGCAGCUUCCUAACGGCAGUAACUGGUGAGAGGAAAGUUUUGCACCGUGAUGUAUUAAUGUUAUAACGGCUUUUUGUUCUUACGACAAACCUGCUAAAAAUCCUCAACAAAAGAUUGCAAAUUAUUCAAAGAAUAAUAUAUUUUGAAAAGAAAAAAGAGACCCAGAGACUUCCAAGUAAUGAAAUAUACUGUAACGUGAGUUUUUCUGUAGACUCAUCAUAAAUGAAACUCACAAUGUGAAAAUAUUUUUGGAUUAGCUGAGGAAAAACUAAAUAUGCUAUUUUCACUCCUUUAUGAAUUAGGGGAUGUUAGUUAAGCUCUUUAAAUGUUAAUAGUUAAUAGUUAGUAGGCAUAGUCCAUAACUGUUCUUAUUUUAUAACAUUAGCCUCAAAUAAGUGAUUAUUCUGAAUUUUCUUACCUUUUUUGCUACUAUUAUUAUUAAUGGAAUACAAGAUUUUGUUUUGGCCUAUACUUCAGGACUUUGAGGGGCUUUUUGUUUACAUUGCUCUAAAGUUGGAAAAUAAAUGAUUUAACAAAUAUGCUCUGAUCUGAUGCUUUGGUUUUACAUAACAUAUGGUAUGGAAUAAAGUUUUAUUCUUUAUGUUGAAUGGUGACAUGAUGAUUUAAUCACUUGAGAAACAUUAAAUGCUCACAAUGUUAUUCAUUUUGCUGUCUACUGAUCAUAGCUUUCUUUACAUGUUCACUGUAUACAGAUCUGUGAAAAAAGUCUUUCGACAAUGCACUGUGUUUUUCUGAAUAAACUAAAGGAUCCUUUAA